AUUUCCUCUCCUCCCCGCCCAGCCUGUCCGGGCAGAACCGCACACCUCCGUCUUGGAGCUCAACCAAGCGGUCUCUCCGCCUUGCCCCUGCUCCGAAGCCUGCCCGUUCGGUGCCUGGAACCUCACUCUUCGGAGAGGGCUAGUCCUGCGCAUUUCUUUUUGCGGAGGCAGCACGCCUGCUCUGCAUAUUAUGAGUCUUCCUGAUGGCUCAUCUUAUCAACGCUCCCUCUCUUGGGAAUGUGCAAUUCUUUUUUUCCUUUCACCUUCCUGUGUCACUUUGAAUAUGUCAGGUUUAGUAGCUCCAUCCACGGCCAUCUCUAAUCGCUAGGGUUCCCCCCUUCCCCCCCCCACCGCCAAGAUAUGUUUUCUAAUCUCAUUUUAACGUAUCUCAGGCCUUUAUAGAAACUUAACAGUGUUGUGGCAUUUUCAUUAGGAUGGGAGGGAAUCUCCAUUGAUGUUGACAACGAAGUAUGGCACAGUUACGCUAACAGGCACCCGACGCUGUGUGCUGGGGAUGAAGUGGGUAAAGGUCAAUUUCUCUUUGGCAGGCACACAUCUCACAGUCUUCUAGGAUCUCCAGGGUGAAACUCAUUGAGGACCAUAUUCUGAUUUGGAGGGACCAUGGAGCAGUAUACAGCAAACAGCAAUAGUUCAACAGAACAGAUUGUUGUACAGGCUGGACAGAUUCAGCAGCAGCAGCAGGGUGGUGUCACUGCUGUCCAGUUGCAGACUGAGGCCCAGGUGGCAUCCGCCUCAGGCCAGCAAGUCCAGACCCUCCAGGUAGUCCAGGGGCAGCCAUUAAUGGUACAGGUCAGUGGAGGCCAGUUAAUCACAUCAACUGGUCAACCCAUCAUGGUCCAGGCUGUCCCUGGUGGACAAGGCCAAACCAUUAUGCAAGUACCUGUAUCUGGGACACAGGGUUUACAGCAGAUACAGUUGGUCCCACCUGGACAGAUCCAGAUCCAGGGUGGGCAGGCCGUGCAGGUGCAGGGCCAACAGGGCCAGACGCAGCAGAUCAUCAUCCAGCAGCCCCAGACAGCCGUGACCGCUGGCCAGACUCAGACACAGCAGCAGAUUGCUGUGCAGGGGCAGCAAGUGGCACAAACUGCUGAAGGGCAGACUAUCGUCUAUCAGCCAGUUAAUGCAGAUGGCACUAUCCUCCAGCAAGUUACAGUCCCUGUUUCAGGCAUGAUCACCAUCCCAGCAGCCAGUUUGGCAGGAGCACAGAUUGUUCAGACAGGAGCCAACACCAACACAACUAGCAGUGGACAAGGGACUGUUACUGUGACGCUGCCCGUGGCAGGCAAUGUGGUCAAUUCAGGAGGAAUGGUUAUGAUGGUGCCUGGUGCUGGCUCAGUACCUGCUAUCCAGAGAAUCCCUCUACCCGGAGCAGAGAUGCUCGAAGAAGAACCUCUCUAUGUCAAUGCCAAACAGUACCACCGAAUACUUAAGAGGAGACAAGCCAGGGCUAAACUGGAGGCAGAAGGAAAAAUCCCAAAGGAAAGAAGGAAAUACCUUCACGAGUCUCGACACCGUCAUGCUAUGGCACGGAAGCGUGGUGAAGGUGGACGGUUUUUCUCUCCAAAGGAAAAGGAUAGUCCCCAUAUGCAGGAUCCAAACCAAGCAGAUGAAGAAGCAAUGACACAGAUCAUCCGAGUGUCCUAACCCCAUGACAUGUGAUGGGGCUGAUCAAAAUCAUGUUCCUCACCACUGCUUCCCACUGUUCCAGGAAACUGAUCAACUCUUCCGAUGGGACACUGACGAUCUCAUUCUGCCCUUUUCUACAGGACAGAAACCACUUAGUUUUUAAUGAGUGGCUCAGUAUUAUAAUUGCAGCGAUGUCUGGCAAAUUGAAGUUGCAAGCCUUUGUCUCACCCUUUGAGUCAGGACCUAUUUCAGACUGUCGAUAAUACUGACAUUUCAUGGAUUAGGAUGGUGCAAGGGAUCCAUGCCAGCCCAGCGUACCACAUACAGCACUUACGUUGACUGGUGAAACCAGCCAACCAUCUCAGCAGGGGAGAGCAACCUUCUCAACCUAAACUGCAAUCAGGGAAGCCGCAGCCUAUCCCUUCCCAUGGAAUCUAAAUGGCAUCCAUCCUUCUGAUGGGAGCUCUCAGGCUGACUAACUGAAUGGACACUUUGUAUUCAGAGAUGGCUUCCAGGCAAGGAAGUUCCAUCUUACGAUAUGGAAACAAUAAAUUAUCUGAGAUAUAGUCAUCUAAUCUGUGGUUAUAAGAAUCUCUGUCUGCCCAGAUGAUAGGUUGGUAUUUUUGGACACCAGCCAAAAAAAUGCUAACUCUGGGGAUAGAAUGAUAAAAGACUGAAGCACUAAAAAUAUAAAUUGCUGAGAAUCCUUUUUUUUAGUUUUGACAAGUAGUGGUCUGCUUGUCCAUCUGUUGACAGGUCAUAUGGACCAUAGUUCUUACUAUGGCAACUUUCAAGAUAAUUAGAGAUCUUGAAACUGCCUUUCCUAAGUAGAGAACAAUUUAACGUCUGUGCUGAAAUACUGAAGACAUUUUGUAGUAACUCCUAAACAGAGAGCCAAAGUAGAAAUUUUCAAUCAUAGGCAUUGUGACAGCAUUUGGGGAAUAGACAGGUUCCUGUGUGAUUCAGUCUAGAAGAGAGAAUUGUAUUUAUAAAGCUAUGUUGUUAUAAAGCAUGAUUUUCCAGUGGAUGGAUGCCUGGAAUGGAUUGUUAAGAUGAAGAGGAUAAUUUACAUGAUAACCUUUAUACAAGCAUGGAAAGGGAGAAGUCUAAGAUUUGGUUCUUGACAAUUUCUGGAACAUACUGUUCAAUCAAGCUGUCCUGAACAUACUCCAGGUCACCUGCUAGAGUUUAAGGUGGAUGUUGGCUUCACUCCUGCAGCGCUUUGUGCUGGCCUCAGAAAGCGAACAUUCUCAUUCUUCUCAUGGCAGCUGAUUUUUGGUGCCAGUUUCCAUGUGUUUCCCCUUUUCUCCACCAGCCUUGUGCAGAAAGGUUUUCACAUUGCAUCCAUGUUCUGGGGAUAAACUACAGACUGGAAAUAGAGAUGCCUGCAGGGUCAGGAACUGGGCCACAGUACCCAGAAUCGGUUGUGCCUCAAACAUCUGUUCUAGAUGUUGAACCCUGGAAGAACUAAGAUGAUAUUUUAAAUGAGUUGCUGCCUUCUCUGGAAGCAGGAGGAGAACCUAAUUCUUUUGACGAACAUUUGGGUUUGAUUGAAAUACCACAAGUAAAAAUUGGCUUUUUCUUUGAUUUUGCUCUAGUUUGUAUUAAGAGGAAAGAGACCUGCUAAAGAAAAUGUCACAGAGGGAAAUCAUUGUAAUGCUAGAAAUUGAGAAACGGAGUUAAGCAGAGGCACCCGGAAGUGAAGGUUUCUUCCUAGUUCCUGGAAUCUGGUCAUCUGUCCUGGCUUCUGGAUGUCAGUAGGGACCAAUGACCUUUUAUAGGCUCACUAGAAAUUUCUUAUUCUAUGUGAGUUUGAGAUGAUAACUUAACCCAGUAAGCCCCAUGUCUUUCAGAUGAUAGAUUACUAAAAACAAUGAGGAUGGAAAAAUUUUUAUACCCCUUGGUUUGUUUUAGGAGUAUUUAGGAUGAGAGUUCAAAAAGAAAUUCUUCAUACCUAAUUUCUAGUCAACAGUUCUUAAAUGCUAUUUAUUUGUGUAAGUUUGUACAUAGUAAUACCAGCCCCAUAAUGUAGGAUGUAUUUUUUUUUUCAUGAGUUUGAUUUUCGUUUUGUUUGAAAUGAAAUGCUUCUGUUGCAUUUCAGAUAGCCCAUGGCCCUUUAAUUGUGGUCAUUUUUAAGUACACCAUUAUAAACCCACAAAGUAGAGAGUUGAGCUUUGGAUUUUUCUUUUGUUUCAGGUUCUUUUAUUCACUUGUACUUGUGACUGUAGUGAUGCCUUCAUAGAGAAAGAGUGAGUGGAUUAGAGAAUAGUUGUUUAGUGUGUAGUUAUUUCAGUUCUUGAACGCUUUUUUUUUGCAGGAUAAUUGUAAAUGUAUAUAUUUUAAUUGCAUUGGUACAUUGAACAUGUUAGUUUCUAUACCACUGGACCAACAGUUAUUUCUGGAUAUUGGGUGCCUGAUAAUAAUGUCUUGAUUUUCCUUUGGGACUCAAAUAUAUAUAUGUAUAGGUUUUCCUAUAUAUAUAUAUAGGUUUUUCCUCCACUAGUAGGGGGAGUACAGGUGAUGGAUCAUUGAUGUCAUUGCAAUUGUUAUUUUUUAAAAUAAAAGUAAAAAUACUAAAAACUGAAGUCUACAUCC
Talpa occidentalis (Iberian mole) is the source of this 4242-nucleotide messenger RNA. It is a transcript of the gene NFYA, whose product is annotated as nuclear transcription factor Y subunit alpha. Lineage: Eukaryota; Metazoa; Chordata; Mammalia; Eulipotyphla; Talpidae. Gene Ontology annotation, biological process: regulation of transcription by RNA polymerase II. Gene Ontology annotation, molecular function: DNA-binding transcription factor activity, RNA polymerase II-specific; RNA polymerase II cis-regulatory region sequence-specific DNA binding. The record is from RefSeq and is a predicted model, not a curated record. Gene Ontology annotation, cellular component: CCAAT-binding factor complex. Bases 622 to 1665 code for a protein of 347 amino acids. The transcript has 10 exons.